Molecule: messenger RNA, 1770 nt
Organism: Eruca vesicaria subsp. sativa (arugula)
Lineage: Eukaryota; Viridiplantae; Streptophyta; Magnoliopsida; Brassicales; Brassicaceae
Source: the annotation of a GenBank genome assembly
AUGGCUUCGAGUAAGCUAAGACGCGCCAUAGGAGCGGUGAAAGAUCAGACAAGCGUAGGGCUAGCCAAAAUGGGAGGCAAAAGCAGUUCUUUAACGGAACUAGAAAUCGCCAUCGUGAAGGCAACGCGACACGACGAGUAUCCAGCCGAGGAGAAAUACGUGAGAGAGAUCUUAAGCCUAACGUCUUACUCACGCAACUACGUAAACGCUUGCGUUUCAAUCCUCUCGAGACGUCUCAACAAGACCAAGAACUGGUCUGUUGCUCUCAAAACCUUGAUUCUGAUCCAGCGGAUGUUGACUCAAGGCGACAAAGCCUACGAGGAAGAGAUCUUCUUCGCGACAAGGCGUGGGGCCAGGCUGCUUAACAUGUCUGAUUUCAGGGAUUCGGAUGGGUCUAGCUCUUGGGAUUACUCUGCUUUUGUUCGGACAUAUGCUCUUUAUUUGGACGAACGGCUUGAUUUUCGAAUGCAGAAAAGGAGAGGGAAAAAGGGUGAUUGUGGUGAUGAUUCUGGUGACGACGAAGCUGAUCGUCGAGAGACCAAAACCGACAACCGGUCUAGAGCUCUUGUGGGGAAGACUAAACCGGUCAAAGAGAUGAAAACAGAGAAAAUCUUUAUUAGGGUACAACACUUACAACAGCUUCUUGAUCGGUUCUUGGCUUGUCGUCCAACAGGUAAUGCAAAGAACAACAGAGUUGUGAUUGUGGCUCUGUAUCCAAUAGUGAAAGACAGUUUCCAGAUAUAUUUCAACAUAACAGAGAUAAUGGGAGUAAUGAUAGAUCGAUUCAUGGAGCUAGACGUUCAUGAUUCGAUCAAAGUCUAUGACAUCUUCUGUAGAGUUUCCAAACAGUUGGACGAGUUAGAUCCUUUUCAUGGAUGGUGUAAGAAGAUGGGAGUUGCAAGAUCUUCAGAGUAUCCAGAACUGGAGAAGAUUACACAGAAGAAACUUGAUAUCAUGGAUGAGUUUAUAAGAGAUAAAUCUCUUUUAGCUGCACAAGCACUAAAGUCACCAUCAAGAAAGUCUAACAAAUCUGAGGAAGAGGAAAUCAAAGACAUUCAAGAAGAUAUAAACUCCAUUAAAGCAUUACCAGCACCAACUCAAGAAGAGGAAGAAGAGGAAGAAACAAAGAAAGAUGUUGAAGAAGUGGUUUCAAAACAAGAUCAAGAAGGUGAUUUGCUGGAUUUAACUUGUGAAGUGGGUGAUACAACAUGGUCGGUUGGUGAUAGUUUGGCCUUAGCGUUGUUCGAUGGACCGGUUGCCAAUGAGAAUGCAUCUGGACCGGGGUGGGAAGCGUUUGAUGAUGAUGCAGCGGAUUGGGAGACAGCAUUGGUGAAAUCAGCGACGAGAUUGUCGGCACAAAAGAAUGAGCUUGGAGGUGGGUUUGAUCAUUUGUUGCUUAAUGGAAUGUAUCAAUACGGUGCAGUUAAUGCGUCGACGGCUUAUGGAAUUAGUGGGAGUGCGAGUAGUGUUGCGUUUGGUUCUGCAGGAAGACCAGCAGCCUCGAUGUUGGCACUGCCCGCACCGCCACCAACGACCAACGGAAACGGAGACAGAUGUUUGAUCACCAUGGACCCAUUUGCGGCGUCUCUAGAGGUGGCUCCACCCCCGUACGUGCAAAUGAGUGAUAUGGAGAAAAAACAAAGGUUGGUAAUGGAAGAACAAAUGAUGUGGGAUCAGUACAACAGAAAUGGAAGACUAGGUUACAUGCAAAACCAACAACAACAUUUUCAAUACUCCAUGGGACCUUAUUCUUACACACCUCACUACUGA